CCUUAGGCCCAUCGGAGCUUUAGCUAUGGAAUCUGUGUCGUCUCCAAAAUUCCUCUCUUCCCUUCUUCUGUUUCUAAUCCUUUCAUUUCUUCUUGCCUUGGCGUCAGCUUCACUUGCAUCCCAAGGGAAGGCCCUCCUCCAGUGGAAAGCCAGCCUCCAAAGCCAAGGAUCACUUGAAUCUUGGAACCUCAGCACUAGUCCAUGCAACUGGACUGGAAUCACAUGCAACAUCACGCAUCAAGGCCGACGUGUGAUCAGAGAGAUAAAGCUAUCCCAAAUGGGUCUGGCAGGAACGCUGAAUGCUCUCAACUUCUCCCCCUUGUCAUCACUUGUCAGUCUCAACCUCACAUUCAACAACUUCUAUGGAAGCAUCCCUACCACCAUAGCUGCUCUUUCUAAGCUCACCUCCCUUGAUCUCUGCACUAAUAGCUUUACCGGGAUAAUUCCACUGCAGAUCGGCUCUCUGACAAAGAUCAACUCUCUGAAUCUUAGUGAUAAUCAGAUAAGUGGUUCCAUUCCUCCUUCGCUAAGUAAUAUGACAAGGCUUAACUUCCUAUACCUAUUCGGAAAUAAUCUUUCAGGUUCUGUCCCUGAGGAAUUAGGAAGGCUUGAGAAUCUGUUGGAGUUGGUAAUCUCGAACAACCAGCUAGCAGGUUCCAUCCCUCCCACUCUGGGAAAUUUAACUCGACUUCAAGAAUUGGAUUGCGAGAACAAUGAGAUAUCUGGCUCCAUCCCCCCGGAAUUAGGGAAUCUUGUAAACCUAGAUAUUUUAGGUUUAGAUAAUAACAAUCUGACUGGUUUCAUCCCCCAUAGCUUGGGAAAUUUAACCAAGCUUAACGCUUUGUACCUUUGGGGUAAUCAUCUCUCUGGCUCCAUUCCUCCUGAAAUAGGAAAUCUGGUAGAGCUAACUGGGCUAUCACUCUCACAAAAUAGUUUAAUGGGUUCCAUCCCCACCAGCUUUGGAAAUUUAACCAAGCUUAACAUUAUGCUCCUUUGGGGUAAUCAUCUCUCUGGCACCAUUCCUCGUGAAAUAGGAAAUCUAGUAAACUUGACAAAUCUGGACAUGAGUGAAAACCAUUUAAAUGGUUCAAUCCCUAAAAGUAUAGGAAAUCUAACUAAGCUUAAAAUCUUGUACCUUUUUGAAAAUCAGAUCUUUGGAUCAAUUCCACGUGAAUUAGGUAACUUGACAAAGCUUAAUAGCUUAUGGCUGAACCGUAACCAAAUCUCAGGCCCAAUCCCUCCAUCUUUUGGAUGCUUAAUCAACCUUACUGAUUUGAUCUUAUUCAACAAUCGACUAUCUGGUUCUUUGCCUCGAGAAUUUAAUAAUAUUAUAAAUCUAAAACGUCUUGACCUCACAAACAACAAUUUUUCUGGCCAUUUACCCCAUGACAUCUGCAAAGGAGGAGUUCUGGCACAUCUCACUUUGAACAACAACUAUUUUGAAGGUCCAAUUCCCAAAAGCUUAAAAAACUGUACAAGCCUAAGAAGAGUCCGACUUGAGCAUAACCAACUAUCUGGGGAUAUAUCUGAAAAUCUUGGAGUGUAUCCACAUCUGUUGUAUAUUGAUUUAAGCUUCAACAGACUGUCUGGUAAGCUCAGACCAAACUGGGGAGGAUGUCAUAAUUUGUCAUUUUUUGGAAUCUCCAACAACAAGGUUACAGGAAACAUACCACCAGAAUUCGGAAAGUUAACUCAACUGCAAGUACUUGAUCUUUCCUCGAAUAAUCUAUUAGGAGAGAUUCCGAAGGAUUUGAGCAAGCUGACUCAUUUAUAUAACUUGAAUUUGAGCAGCAAUCAACUUGUUGGAGAGGUACAUCCAGAAUUUGGAGAACUAUAUAAUUUGGGGACACUUGAUCUAUCAGCAAAUCAACUAAUAGGAAGGGUACCAGAACAAUUAGGUAACUGCUUGAAACUUUACUUGCUGAAGCUUGGAAAGAAUCAUUUAAAUGGAAGCAUUCCCUUUCAAAUUGGAAAUCUAAUAAACCUGGAUGACUUCCUAGAUCUAAGCCACAACUCAUUUACUGGAGAGAUACCAUCACAAUUUGGCAAACUGGAUAAGCUACAAAAUUUGAAUCUAUCACACAAUGAGCUCAUUGGUCAUGUUCCACAUUCUUUGAGUGAUAUGAUAGGUUUAUCGUCUAUAGACUUAUCAUACAAUGAAUUAGAAGGUCCACUACCCCACAGCAGCAUUUUCCAAAAUGCUCCAGUAGAUUGGUUCAUCCACAAUAAGGGCUUGUGUGGUGCAGUGAAAGGUUUGCCUUCAUGUGGCUCAUUUACAACAAGCAAAGAUGAUUCAACAAAGCACCACAAACUCCUCUUGUUAAUUACUAUUCCUGGUUUGGGAACCUUGUUUCUCUUAUUUCUAUUUGUUGUAUUUGCUUUGCUAAUUCUAAGAAGGAAGAAACAUGCGAGACUUGUUGCAACUAUUGAAUUUGGUGGAUUCUCUAUUUGGAACUUCGAUGGAAUAGACGCAUACAAAGGCAUCAUUGAAGCAACAGAGGAUUUUGAUGACAAGUACUGCAUUGGGACUGGAGCAUACUCUAGUGUUUACAAAGCACUGUUGCCAAGCGGCGAGUUUGUAGCUGUGAAGAAAUUUCAUCCACUAGAAUUUGAAAACUCACCAAGCAUGCAAACUUUUUGGAGUGAGGUACAAGCACUAACCCAGAUCCGGCACCGAAAUAUUGUGAAGCUUUAUGGUUUUUGCUCCAGUGCUCAAAAUAAGUUUCUUGUUUACGAAUACAUGGAGAGAGGAAGUUUGGCAAAUAUUCUUCAGAGUGAAGGUGCCCUUGAAUUCGAUUGGUCCAAGAGGAUAGGUGUCAUAAAACAUAUUGCUUAUGCUCUAUCAUACAUGCAUCAUGAUUGCACUCCACCAUUAGUACACCGAGACAUGACAAGUAAUAAUGUUCUACUUGAUUCAGAAUACAAGGCCUGUAUUUCAGACUUUGGUAUUGCUAGACUUCUAAAGCCUGAUUCAUCUAAUUGGAGUAUGCUUGCGGGCACACGGGGAUAUUUGGCACCAGAGCUUGCAUACACGAUGAGGGUUACUGAGAAAUGUGAUGUAUAUAGUUUUGGAGUAAUAGCACUGGAGAUUGUAAUGGGAAAGCAUCCGGGAGAACUCAUCUUUGCUUUAUCUUCUCCAAUUGGUAAAAAUACCUUUUUGAAAGAUAUAUUAGACUCACGACUAUCACCUCCUACAACUCAAGUUGCAAAUGAGUUAGUCACGGUGGUAAUGACAGCAUUCAAGUGUUUGGACAAUAGCCCACAUUCUCGUCCAACAAUGCAAAUUGUAUCUCAACAGCUAUCUAUUUUCAAAGCACAACCAAACUCCCAACCUUUGGACAUGAUUAAGUUAUGUCACCUAAUCGAUGCCAAGGUAUGACAGAAAGUAAAUAUUUUGCCAAAAAUAGCUACCAUGUAAUGUACAAUGUUUUAUCACCCUUUUUUGGUUCAAGAGAG
Molecule: messenger RNA, 3456 nt
Organism: Elaeis guineensis (African oil palm)
Lineage: Eukaryota; Viridiplantae; Streptophyta; Magnoliopsida; Arecales; Arecaceae
Source: RefSeq, a predicted model, not a curated record